AUGGACGCUUCCUCCCUCCGCAUCUCCAAGUUCGAUGGAACUAACUUCCACGCCUGGAAGUUCAAGAUGCAGAUGGUGCUGGAGGAACGGGACCUAUGGGAGGUCGUCAGCGGUGAGAUCAAGGCGGAACAGUGCGAGACUCAGUUGGACCAAGCGACGUACAAGAGGAAGUCAAGAAAGGCGAUGGCAGUGAUCUGUCUAGCCAUGGAAGAUUCCCAGCUACCGUUGGUCCGGUCGGCAAGUGGUGCAUGCGACGCAUGGUCAAGGUUGGAAGACCACUUCGAGAAGAAGAGUCUUGCCAACAAGCUGUUCUUGCGCCGUCGCUUCUUCACGAAAAUGAUGGAAGAAGGCGACGAUGUGCUCGAACACAUCAACAAGCUCAAGACGCUGGCGGAACAGCUAGAAGCGGUGGUGGCUCCAGUCUGCGAGGACGAUCUGGUGAUCACACUUCUCGGCGGCCUGAGUGACUCGUAUCAAUUCUUGAUCACAGCUUUGGAGUCGCGCUCAGACACUCUUAGCUGGGAGCUCGUGACGUCUCGACUGCUUCAUGAAGAAAUGAAGCGGAAGGAGCAAGGAAGUAAAGGUGAUGAAGCUUCGCAAGGUCAAGCGUUCAUCACAAGGGACAAUCAGCGCAAAGGGCGACCAGUGAAGAAGUCCUGGCCGUGCCACAAUUGCGGAAAGAUUGGUCACUGGAUGGCGGAGUGCCCCUCGCGCAUCCAAGAAAACACGGAGGGACACCGGCCACAGCGCGCUCAAGACAGUGGCGACCGUUAUCGAUCACAACGUGCAAAUGUCGCUCAAGAAAAGACUCGGACGACUACCUCUUCUCGAUCGGUGAAACGACAUCUGCGAAAUCAAGCGACAUCUGGCUGGUCGACUCCGGGGCGACGCAGCACAUGA
Peronospora matthiolae is the source of this 900-nucleotide messenger RNA. NCBI's taxonomy places the organism in Eukaryota, Oomycota, Peronosporomycetes, Peronosporales, Peronosporaceae. The record is from the annotation of a GenBank genome assembly.